Vombatus ursinus (common wombat) is the source of this 2134-nucleotide messenger RNA. RefSeq names its product keratin, type II cytoskeletal 72-like. Gene Ontology annotation, biological process: keratinization; intermediate filament organization. The record is from RefSeq and is a predicted model, not a curated record. The transcript has 9 exons. Gene Ontology annotation, molecular function: structural constituent of skin epidermis. The coding region runs from base 91 to 1668 and encodes 525 amino acids. NCBI's taxonomy places the organism in Eukaryota, Metazoa, Chordata, Mammalia, Diprotodontia, Vombatidae. Gene Ontology annotation, cellular component: keratin filament.
GCUAUCGAGGUAGAUCAGCUGAGCUGCACCUCUUGGUCCCAUCUCUUUGUCUCCUUGCAUUGCAUCUGCUGCCAUCUUUGCCUGGCUGCCAUGAGUCGUCAGUUCAAUCACUACCCCAGUGGGGACCGCAUUGGCUUCAGUGGCUGCUCAGCUAUCAUUUCAAGUAGACUUAGCAGCAGUUCAACCUCCUUCCGGGGUGGGGUGAAGGGAGUAGGGGCAGCAGCCUUUGGCAGCAAGAGUCUUUACAGCUUGUGUGGCAACCGUCAAAUUUCUAUCAGUGCCACAACAGGGGCAUCCCGGACUGGGAGCUAUUCUCUCGGGCAUGGGGCUAGUUUUGGGGGAGGCAGGGUGAGUGGGUUUGUGGGAACAAUUUUUGGAAAUGCUGGACUGGGACCUGUGUGCCCAUCAAUCUGUCCUCCCCGAGGCAUCGCUCAGGUUACCAUCAACAAAAGCCUCCUGGCCCCGCUCAACGUGGAACUGGACCCUGAGAUCCAGAAAGUGAGGACCCAGGAACGCGAGCAAAUCAAGGCACUCAACAACAAGUUUGCCUCUUUCAUUGACAAGGUGUGUUUUCUGGAGCAACAAAACCAGGUGCUGGAGACCAAGUGGAACCUACUGCAGCAGCUGGACCUGAGCAACUGCAAAAGGAAUCUAGAGCCCAUUUACGAAAGCUAUGUCAGCACACUUCGUAGGCAGGUGGAGACCCUGUCAGGGGAUAGGGUGAGACUGGACUCUGACCUGAGGAACAUGCAGGAUUUGGUGGAGGACUUCAAGAAGAGGUAUGAGGUGGAAAUUAAUAAACGAACAGUGGCUGAGAAUGAGUUUGUGGUGCUCAAGAAGGAUGUGGAUGCAGCCUACAUGAACAAAAUAGAGCUCCAGGCCAAGGUGGACGCUGCAACCGAUGAGAUCAAAUUCCUCAAAUGCCUAUAUGAAGGGGAGAUUGCCCAGAUCCAGUCCCACGUCAGUGACACAUCCGUCAUCCUCUCCAUGGACAAUAAUCGAGACCUGGACCUGGACAGUAUCAUUGAUGAUAUCAAAACCCAGUAUGAAGAGACCGCCAUGAGAAGCAAGACUGAGGCUGAGGCCCUCUAUCACAGCAAGAUUCAAGAGCUACAAGUCACAGCUGGCCGGCAGGGUGAUGACCUUAAACUUACCAAGGCUGAGAUCUCAGAACUUAAUCGACUGAUCCAGAGACUUCGUUCAGAGAUUGGGAGUGUGAAGAAACAGUGUGCCAACUUGGAGACAGCUAUCGCAGAUGCUGAGCAGCGGGGUGACUGCUCUCUGAAAGAUGCUCGGGCCAAGCUGGAUGAGUUGGAGGGUGCCCUACAUUGUGCCAAGGAGGAGUUGGCGCGCCUGUUGCUGGACUACCAGGAGCUGACUAGUGUCAAACUGGCCCUGGACAUGGAGAUUGCCACCUACAGGAAGUUACUGGAAGGCGAGGAGUGCAGGAUGUCUGGCGAGUAUCCAAAUUCUGUGAGCAUCUCGGUCAUCAGCAGCACCAACACCAGACCAGGAGGCACUGGCUUCAGUGUGGGCUUCGGAACCUCGAGCACUUACAGCUAUAAGCCGGGAGCCACCGACAUCAAAACCAAGGGCAGCUGUGGAGGCAACUACAAGGAGCCCGUGACCAAAGGCGGCAGCUCUCCAGCCAAGAAGGGCUUCAGAUAAAGGUUGAGCAGCCAAGUCCUCCCAGUCGAGAAUAUGUGCAAGGAAUCUUUGAGCCCCUGCUGCUACCCAGCGACCCCCUGUUCAGCUCUCAAGGCAAGACGCUCUCUUUGCUCUCUAAAAGCCUGAUUGGUUCCCUCUCCUACUAUCUUCAGUAUCUUCUGCAAAGGGGAUCCAGACCAGCCUAGCUACGGACUCUGAUAACUGCUCCUCUGUGGGCAGCCUUCACAGGGCCACAAACCCAGUAAUGGCUGGCAUCUCUACAUAAAUUUAAUGCUUGCAAAUCACUUUACAGACGUUAUUUCAUUUGAACCUCACAACACCCUUAUGAGGUAGACACUAUAUACUAUCCUAUUAUACUAUAGAAUACUGUAGGUAUUCUCAUCCUCAUUCUACAGCUGAGGAAACUGAGGCUCAGAGAAGUCAUCUGAUCCUCACAACCCUGAGAAGUAGGGGCUAUGGUGAUCCC